Messenger RNA from Oncorhynchus kisutch (coho salmon), 3696 nucleotides. RefSeq names its product gastrula zinc finger protein XlCGF57.1-like. Gene Ontology annotation, cellular component: nucleus. Bases 251 to 2029 code for a protein of 592 amino acids. Gene Ontology annotation, molecular function: RNA polymerase II cis-regulatory region sequence-specific DNA binding; DNA-binding transcription activator activity, RNA polymerase II-specific. The record is from RefSeq and is a predicted model, not a curated record. The transcript is spliced from 3 exons. NCBI's taxonomy places the organism in Eukaryota, Metazoa, Chordata, Actinopteri, Salmoniformes, Salmonidae. Gene Ontology annotation, biological process: regulation of transcription by RNA polymerase II.
GCCACAUGGAUGUUCUAUCAAUAAUCAGUUAGGCUUCAGCAUUUGAGUCAUGCAGAUGUAUAGUUUCUGCAUAAAUCUGCGGAUUUAUUUUUUUGGGAUAGUGCAGCCUAAUGUUUUAUUUUUUAGUGUGUUGGAUAGGAUAUCAUUGUGGUGAGCUGGUCUUGAGUUCAGUCUAACGUUACCUAGCUAGUCUUUCUCGCAGAAUUCAAAGGAAGGGGAACGUGUCGACGAAGAUACUCAAGUCCACACGAUGAAUAACAAACCUGGGAAAAAGCAAAGCAACACAACCAAGAGGACUAUACAGUAUAACACUAAUGGGGUUACUUUCAACUCCAUCCGAAUAAAAAAAGAACCAGGAGACUUUGAACGGAAGGAAAUUGGUGACCAUUCCAAACGUCCUUUGCUGGAGAAGCAAAAGCACAUCAAGCAACAUCAAACUACGUCCAGCCAAGCGACCCGUUAUAGCAAGAUAUCGAGGAGUCCUGUGGUGAUACUAACAAAAUUGUCCAACGUGGUGCUUAAGACUCUUCUGAGAGAAACUAAAGUGCGUUUGGUGAAGGAGGAGACAGAUGCCAGGAGGGAUGAAGACAACAGUGAAGUCUGUUCUCCGCAGUUCUUUCCUUGUCCACACUGCACCAUCUCCUUCACUGACUGUUACUUCCUGGAGAACCACAUCAAGACCAAACACCAGAAGCAGUACCUGGCCAUGCUGAAAAGCCACGUCUCAAAGAGUAAAACCGUGUACGCCCCCACACACAGCUGUCCCCAGUGCAGCUGCAUGUUCCAUACCCCACGACAGCUACACAUCCACACCCGCCAGGCCCACCCCUCCGCCCUUCCCCAGAAACCUGCCCGUCCCCCCAGGGUUCCGGGGAAACUCCACCCCUGCCCGCAGUGUGCCCGUAGAUUCCCGUACCUGGGAACCCUGCUGAAGCACUGCAAGAAUUUGCACAAAAUGGCUGUUUUUCGCACCGAUGGUCAUAUCAGUUGUGCUGACUGUGGGAAGAGCUUUGAAAAUUGCUGGGGACUAGGGCCACACCGGUGUCAAGAACCAGAGGGCACUAAACCUAAGGACACUAAGACUGUGGUCUGUCUGGAAGUCGGCUUCCAUUGCUCAGAGUGUGGGAAGAUCCUCAGUACUCCUACGAGCCUGGACACUCACAUGCGCAUCCACACUGGAGAGAAGCCGUACGAAUGUAAGGAGUGCGGCAAGCGCUUCUCAGAGAACAGCGGUUACCGUUAUCACUCGUUAAUACACUCGGGGCUCAAGCCGUUCAAAUGCCAGGACUGCGGGAAGACUUUCAAACGGAAGUCGCUCCUCUGGACUCACAUGUCGGUUCACACUGGUGAGCGGAAGUUCUCCUGCACCCAAUGCGAUAAGCGGUAUGCAAGCAGGGCCCAUCUGAAGCUUCACCUGCGAACACACUCAGGGGAGAGACCUUUCAAAUGCACCGUUUGUGGUAAAGACUUUGCUGACAAAGCUUAUCUGAAAACACACCUGAAGAUCCACAGCAACGAGAAGAACUACCACUGUGGGGUUUGUGGGCGGGCGUUCUUGAGGCUGGGGUUGUUGAAGUUACAUAUGCGCUCACAUACCGGGGAGAGGCCCUACCACUGCACAGUGUGUGACAAGAAGUUUUUUCGACUCUCACACCUGAAGAACCAUCACCUGACUCACACGGGUGAGAAACCAUACACCUGUACCGAGUGCAGUAAAAGCUUCACUCAGUCUGGGGAUCUGUCCAAGCACAAGCUCCUACACACUGGGGAGAAGCCAUUUGAAUGCCCUGAAUGCCCCAGCCGGUUUAACCGUUCUGGUUCUCUGUCCAGUCACAUGAGGACCCACACUCACCGUGAUAUAAAGCCAUACUCCUGCCAAGAAUGUGGGAAGAGCUUUUAUGAACAGAGUCACGUCAAAGUCCACAUGAAGACCCACACAGGGGAGAGACCGUAUCCCUGCCCCCACUGCCUUUUCAGCUUCACUCGGAAAGCACAUCUCUCCAAACACCUGCCUAGAUGUCGUAAAUGAUCAUGGUUGCCAUUUUUUAUGACACCUUUUUUAUUAUGAAAUUCAUUGUAUUCAUAGGAAUCACUUUUAGAUGAAUCCACCACAGUAAAACAAUAACGUUAUAUAGUCAUGGAAAACAUUGAAACAUUAUUAUACUGAGCAAAAAUAUAAACGCAACAUGUACGGUGUUGGUCCCAUGUUUCAUGGGCUGAAAUAAAAGAUACACACAAAAAGCUUAUUGCUCACAAAUUUGUUUACAUCCCUUUUAGUGAGCAUUUUUUCCUUUGCCAGGAUAAUCCAUCCACCUGACAGGUGUGGCAUAUCAAGAAGCUGAUUAAACAGCAUGGUCGUUACACAGGUGCGCCUUGUGCUGGGGACAAAAGGCCCUAAAAAAAUGUGCCAUUUUGUCACGAAACACAAUGCUAGAGAUGUUUCUAGUUUUAAGGGAGUGUGCAAUUGACUUGCUGACUGCAGGAAUGUCGACCAGAGCUGUUGCCAGACAAAUGCUAUGUUAGUUUCUUUACCAUAAGCCGCCUCAAGACGUUUUAGAGAAUUUGACAGUACAUCCUACCAGCCUCUCAACUGUAGACCAUGUGUAUGGCAUUGUGUGGGCAAGCGGUUUGCUGAUGUCAAUGUUGUGAACAAAAUGCCCAGUGGUGGUGGGGUUACGGUAUGGGUAUGCAUAAGCUAUGGACAACCAAGACAAUUGCAUUUUAUCGAUGGCAAUUUGAAUGCACAGAGAUAUUGAGAUCCUGAGGCCCAUUGUCGUGCCCUUCAUCCGCCGCCAUCACCUCAUGUUUCAGAAUGAUAAUGGACGGCUCCAUGUCGCAAGGACGUGUACACAACUCCUGGAAGCUGAAAAUGUCAUAGCUCUUCCAUGGCCUGCAUACUCACCAGACAUCCCACCCAUUGAGCAUGUUUGGGAUGCUCUGAAUCAACGUGUAUGACAGCAUGUUUCAGUUCCCACCAAUAUCCAGCAACUUCGCAGAGCCAGUGAAGAGGAGUGGGACAACAUUCCACAGGCCACAAUCAACAGCCUGAUCAACUCUAUGCGAAGGAGAUGUGUCGCGCUGCAUGAUGCAAAUGGUGGUCACACUAGAUACGGACGGGUUUUAUGAUCCACACCCAUACUUUUAUGUUUAAUUAAGGUAUCUAGGACCAACAGAUGUAUAUCUGUAUUCGCAGUCAUGUGAAGUACAUAGAUUAGAGCCUAAUUGAUUUAUUUUAAUUGACUUUCUGUAGCUCAGUAAAUCUUUUAAAUUGUUGCAUGUUGCGUUUAUAUUUUUGUUCAGUAUAGUAGAUCAUAGUUACAUUGUUUUGUUAAUGAACACCCUUUUUAGUACUUUUUUCAUUUCAUUUCAAAUAAUAUUACUGUAUGCUGAAUCUCCUGGUAACAACUGAUGGUGACAAAGCCUACGAAAGAGAAAUACAAGUUAUCAGUCAGCGAAUUGAUCAGUCUGCCAUCUGAAUGGUCUGAAUUGUAUGGCUCAAAUCUUGAUUGUGUACUCUAAUACAAAAUUAUUCAGUCAGUUAUCCUCAGAAAAUGGCUACAACUGUUUCCAUCUGAACUAGGGGAGGCAUAGCAAAUACAUAGUGCAUUCGGAAAGUAUUCAGACCCCUUGACUUUUUCCUCAUUUUGUUACGUUACAGCCUUAUUCUAAAAUUGAUUAAAUAAUUUCCCCCCUGAA